GCAUGCAACAUUGAAUUUUCCCUUUCACGAAUUCAUAAUUUUUUGUGACAAUUCUCUUCUUCUUUGACUUAUGCAAAUGUAUUUCUGUAGGUACGUUCCACCUUUGGCCUUUGGUGUGCAUGAGAACAUAGCAUGUCUUGGAUGCUGCAAAAAAACUCCAGGGAUUAUUUCAAUGGAUGAAGCAUCUAAAGGACUAAGGACUCAAGGUCAAACAGUGACUAAGGUGGAUGGAUCAGAAGAUUUCUGGAGCAGCAGCACCUUUAAGUUAGACCAUAGUGCAGCUCAUUCCCAGAGAAGCAUCUCGUCAAUCGGAAUGCCAAAUAAUCCUUCUGAUCCUCAAAGUAGUGGAGGCAGUCAAACUGGUCCUCCUGAAUUUGUCAACCAUGGCAAGUUUGCUGUUAUAUGGUUAUUAUCUGUUGAUUUUCUUCUGUGCAAACAAUCUUGCUUAAUUGGUAAUAGAGUUAUUCAAGACUUAUAA
Messenger RNA from Glycine soja, 478 nucleotides. RefSeq lists its product as uncharacterized. The transcript is spliced from 2 exons. Lineage: Eukaryota; Viridiplantae; Streptophyta; Magnoliopsida; Fabales; Fabaceae. Bases 71 to 478 code for a protein of 135 amino acids. The record is from RefSeq and is a predicted model, not a curated record.